AUGCCUCGCAAUGCACCACUCUCUCCUACUCAAGCUCAAAUAGAUGAUAUUCUUCGGCCUGCAAGGCCUGAAGCACUGCGUGUCUACGGUCAUAACACCACUGCUGACAAUGGCUGCUGGCUUCGUCUCUGCUACACGAAUGAAGAGGGUCAUAAUGCUCUAUGGUCUGCCAAUGAACUCGCAGAAUGGGUAACUUAUGAUGGGGUUGUCCUUGACGAUGAAAGUAUCUUCGGUGGCCUGGAUUUGGCAGCUGCGCUGGAAAUAUUUCCUGAGCGUGUCGCAAAUGAGCGAGUCAAUUUCGAGACCAGAGAGGAGAGCCUCAGGGACGCGAUAGAGGAUGCCGAAGAAGGCGACUGGGAUGAAAACCCUCUUGAGCCCUACGCUCUGUAUCAGGCAGAGUGUGUUGUUACCCAUAUGUAUGUGGAGGAUGAUGUCGCGCUGAAUGGCGGCGGUUUGUUGCAUGUGUUUUUGGACGACCGUGGGAAUGUGGUCAGGCAAUGGCGGGUGCAGGAUGAUGGAUUGGAGAGCAAUUAUGAUGGCGCUUGGUUUGAGCGUGUUUGGAAAGGGGACUUUGAAGGCGAGCGUGGAGAAGUCAGUCCUGCUUAUCAGGAGGGUGGAAGCCGGGGUCCCCCAUACACUAUUUGA
Penicillium mononematosum is the source of this 645-nucleotide messenger RNA. RefSeq lists its product as uncharacterized. The record is from RefSeq and is a predicted model, not a curated record. The coding region runs from base 1 to 645 and encodes 214 amino acids. The transcript is spliced from 2 exons. Lineage: Eukaryota; Fungi; Ascomycota; Eurotiomycetes; Eurotiales; Aspergillaceae.